Ziziphus jujuba (common jujube) is the source of this 2686-nucleotide messenger RNA. RefSeq lists its product as uncharacterized. NCBI's taxonomy places the organism in Eukaryota, Viridiplantae, Streptophyta, Magnoliopsida, Rosales, Rhamnaceae. The coding region runs from base 199 to 2502 and encodes 767 amino acids. The transcript is spliced from 15 exons. The record is from RefSeq and is a predicted model, not a curated record.
GGAACAAUAAUUCCUUAUCCGAAAAGAAAUUUUAUUUAUUAUUGUAUUUCGGAAGAACGAGGUUGUGACCGUACACUUUCUGCACUUCCUGUCUGAAAAACACUCAAAAGUCGGAAAACCUUUCGCCUUCUCGUUUUUUCCAUUGCGACUUGUCGGUUUUCACUUUCUCCGACUUUCUCGCUCUCUCGUUCUCUUGACAUGUUAUCAGUUUCUUCUUCUUCUUCUUAUUGGCAAGCUCUGAGCCGACUCGGCGCUCUCUCUGUGCCCUCACACAGUCACCACCGAUCAUCGGUGCCGUCGCCGGCGACAAACUCUCAGCCUCUCUUCCAUUGCUCUCUCACCGGCUUCCGAGACAUUUCUCCGGCUACUUCGCCGGCCAAAUCCAACGCCGUUUCGUUCACAAGUACGGACACCAGCAAAAUAAAUGAUCAAAAGGAUGGUGUUCAAGGAAACAGAGGCGAAGAAGGUGAAGAGGAAGAAGAAGAAGAAGGAAAAGGGAUUUCUAGAAUACGAGUUCCCAGACAGAAAUACAUCCCCAUUUCCAAAGCCGAGCUCUUAGACGGCAUCGUUUCGAACAUGUUCGACGCUGACGCUGAUGAUACCAAGCAGUUUCUUCUCCUCUCCUCUUGCUUGGAUUCCAUACUUCAUGCUGAGCACAAGAGAAUUUUGGAAGAAAUGCGUGCUGAUUAUUUCGUUUCUCAUCGCACUGAGAAUGGGCAAAGGAAACAUGAAGGGUCGCCGAAUCCGAAUGGGAAAGUUGUGGGUAAAGGGGAGGACUCCGAGUCUGCCAUUAAUGGAAUUGGGAGCUUGGAGGAUGAAGACACUGAACUCAGCAACCUAAAGCCAUUCAGCUAUGUUUUCGAUUUGAGAAAUCUCUUGGUUUCUUCGCCUAAGAAUGAAAAAAGUGUUGCUGUUGCCACUCGUUUUCAACGUGCUUUCAUGCAACUACUUUAUGAUGCUCAGUUUGAAGAAUUAUCAGCCAGGGAUUUGAUGCUGACAUCUGCACUGAACUCAGAUUAUCUCCUUACUUUGCCUAUAUAUGUUGAUUGGAAGAAAGCAUCAGAAUCCAAUGCAAUAAUAUUCAGACGAGGAUAUGCGACUGAGACACAGAAAGGCCUCCUACUUGUUGAAAAAUUGGAUUAUCUACAGUCGAAGCUUCUGAGAGGAAUCUUCUUCAUUAUAUCAAAACCAUUGGGGAAACUUGGCAGGUGGUUAACUGAGGCUUUCAAUGAUGGUGGGAAAACACAAGAAGCGCAAGAGUGGACUAAGAGGUUAAAGCUCUGGCUAAAGGAUUAUCUUCUUUUUGAGCAGUCAUUUCAAUAUGAUGAAAGGACUUCUGAUGGUCCACUAGGAGUAGACCAACUAUCAGAUACGGAUCUUCCUAUUUGGCUGGCAGCACAAAGGGCAGUGUCUCGUUAUGAAGGAUUGUUGUCACCAGUUGGUCCGCGGGGAAGGCUCUUAAGGAAGUUGCUUACUUGGAUUGGACUUAUUCCUCCUACACCAGAAACACCAUUUGAUGUUGACAGUGAUGCUAAUGCUUCUGAACCUAAUACAAGGUCCAUUUUUUUAUCAAGGAUAUCACUUAGUGAUAUAUGGAGACCUGCUACAAGGAAAUACUGUGGAAACGAUAUUUGGAAAAUGUUAAAAACUUCUAUUUCCAUUCUUCUCUCACAGUCAACCCUCCAGAACUUGGGUUGUCAGAUUCUUGGGUUCGGACACGAGUUUCUAAAGUUCUUGAAGGGAUCUUCUCUUUUCCAGUUUACUGUCGUUAUGUUCCUUGUUGCCACUAGAGCAUUCCAAGAAUUGAUUUUGCUUUAUACCGAGGAAGUAGAUAAAGGGGAUACUGAAAUCAAAUCCGAGGUUCCAUCGUCGCAGUUGAAGAUAUAUGAGAGAAUUCCCAUUCCAGAAUUACCAGUUGUCUUUCCUCACAAAAAGCUAUCUUUCCGUAUCAUAGACACGGUACGCUUGGAUGCUGCCACGAUAGUGGGGCUUUUGGCAUACAUCAUAAACUACAAGUUUGAGAAUCUCUUUUCUCCGUCAGCAAUAUUUCUUGAUGUGGUUGCUAUAAGUGCCCUUAUAAUAUAUGUGACCCGUGUGGUUCUUGGUUACAAACAGACAUGGGACAGAUAUCAACUAUUAGUCAAUAGAACACUUUACGAAAAGACUCUAGCAAGUGGAUUUGGCUCAGUUCAUUUUCUUCUCGAUGCUUCUGAACAACAGCAAUACAAGGAAGCCAUUUUGGCCUAUGCAGUCAUGCUCAAAGUGGAGAAGGGCAAGAUCACCAGUCAUCGAAGCGUGGGAAACGAAUGUGAGAAAUUCAUGUAUGAUACAUUUAAAGUGAAGGUAGAAAUGCCAGUUGAGAAAGCAACAAAUACAUUGUUGAGGCUUGGCCUUGCAGCUGAAGCUCCCGUUAAUGGAAGAAUGACCCUGCAGGCAGUGCCUUGUUCAAAGGCAUAUGAGGCUCUUCAGCAACGUUGGAACAGUUUGCUUGGUUCGGGUUGAUAUUUAUUAUCCAUUUUAUUAGGAUCUUAAUAUUGUAUUAUAUCAUUUAUUCUUGUAAAUUGUUAGAGAACUUUAGUCACAAAAAGCCUCUAAUUCUUAUCUUAUAGAAAAAGGUGUAAUAUAAAUCUUCUUUCUUUCUUUGUUUAUUUUAUCUUUUCAGACUUUUUUUUUUAGUACCAUGAAA